AUGGAAGGUGAUGGUUCUGAGCUUGAUUCAUCAGAUGAGCUUAUUCGUUUGGUCAUCGAAGAUGACGACGAGGGUGAUGAAGGUGCUACCACAAUGGUCUCUAAGCCAUAUCAUAAUCAGCAUCUCAUAUCCGAGGAAUUCGAGCUUCGCGACGCAACUAACCUGAAGAAGAUUGUCGUAGGAAUCCCGGGCGCUAUGAGGACACCUUAUGAAACAGGGGUGUUCGAGGUUGAACUGCAUGUUCCCAGAAAAUACCCCUAUGAAAGUCCUAAGUUUCUCUUCAAGACAACAAUUUUUCAUCCGAACAUAGGACCAGAUGGUGUGGUCUGUGUUGAUAUGCUAGACGAUAAAUGGUACCCAUCUUUUACUUUACAAACAGCAUGUCUCUGUAUGCAAACAUUAAUGAGAGACCCCAAUCCGUUAUCACCCUUGAAUGUUGAAGCGGGAAGAAUGAUGCGUCGGGACCAAGAGAUGUUUAAUAGAACAGUUAUCAUGUGGACCAAGAUUUAUGCCAAAGGAACACUCAGCUUCCCUGACUACGAAGAGCGACUCUCCAUCAUCAGUGCCCUGAACGGAGACAUAGCCGAAGCUUUGAGAGCCCUCACUUCCCAUUCAUGGGACCAGCAUGAAGCUUCCCAACGGGUCACUAUUAUUCACCCCGAGGAUGAAUAA
Thrips palmi is the source of this 672-nucleotide messenger RNA. RefSeq names its product ubiquitin-conjugating enzyme E2 10-like. The record is from RefSeq and is a predicted model, not a curated record. Lineage: Eukaryota; Metazoa; Arthropoda; Insecta; Thysanoptera; Thripidae. The coding region runs from base 1 to 672 and encodes 223 amino acids. The transcript is spliced from 5 exons.